Messenger RNA from Galendromus occidentalis (western predatory mite), 1031 nucleotides. RefSeq lists its product as uncharacterized. The transcript has 3 exons. Bases 47 to 934 code for a protein of 295 amino acids. NCBI's taxonomy places the organism in Eukaryota, Metazoa, Arthropoda, Arachnida, Mesostigmata, Phytoseiidae. The record is from RefSeq and is a predicted model, not a curated record.
UGCCUUAUAUCUUCCGGCGAACGAGAGACAGCGGCCAAUAUCACUCAUGGCUGACGAAGCAGCGAAACGACGUGUGCUAAGGAAACAGCGAAUUCUCGGCAACUCCGAGAAUCGUCUGAAACGGAUUUUGAACAAAGAAGGUGAGCUCAAUAGCGAAAAAAAUUAUAUCAUUGCGCAAGGAGUUUCCCUGGGAGCGAGCUUGACCAAUGUUGAAUCGCAGCCGGAGCCUUCCUCGUGGUCGCGGAAUGGACUUGAGCUCGACCCGCUUCAUCCCGAGCUCGGUACGGCGUUUGCGAAUCCCGCCGUAACUCCUCUGUUAUCAGAUCUCACGAGCAAUCUGGACGCAUCGAUAAGGUCCCAGGACUUCGGAUCCGCAGCGUUCUUGGAGCACGCGUCCAAUCAGCAAAGCGAUCUUUUCGCUCCACGACCCCCAUUGGGUAUGGCUGAUCUCGAAAAUGUGAGCGGAGCGAGCAAUCCAAUGGAGCUACUGUGUCGCUUGGCUGCAUCCCUGGAUGGAGCCAAAUCGGGAGCAUCCCAGCAGAAAGUCCUGUAUCAAGGUCCAUCGUGGCUGGUGGACACUUCGAGUCCUUUACGGGUCCUAUUCAUCUUGCUUCUGGGAACCACAUCAAGGUUUCUCAUCCCCUCGCUGCCAAUAGAUUUCGCUAUUCUCUUCGGACCGCUGUACAUUUUGGAAGUUCUGCUGAUUUCGUUGUACUUCGUGUACAAAGCUCCAUUCGAACAAUCCUCGAUGUCAACAUUGUACAGUUUACUGUUGCUUUCCGGUAUCCAUUCCAAAAUAGUCAGUACGGCAAAGACGUUAUCCGUCUGUAUAGAAACCACUCUCCGGGACUUGGUGGUCUACUCUUUCUCUUUCUUCAUAGCGCACGCCUUGUGCCACCAACUGAGAGUUUUCGAGGCUCAGAUUCCGAUGUAAAUCCUUAGGCUCCUAUAUAUAGGUAAUUGAUGGAGACACGCCAAGCCCCCCGCAGCCUAUUCAAUAAAAGGGAGAGGAGCCAUCAUGAGUUUCAUCU